AAUCAAGAGUCCUUUCAACUGAUUAAUUCACAUCUCUCUUUUCCAAGUCAUGGAUCCCGAAACUUCAAUAUCACUGCUGCAAUUGAAGCAUCUAACAGGACGCUUCACUUCAAUCUGGAAAACAAUGAUGACCUCGUAUCCCAACACAUGCAUAUCCAGUAUCUUGCCAACCACGGAAGCACGGGAGGUUCUCUUGUUUCACUCAACCCUCACGUGCAAUUCACGAGAGGUUCAGUCUGGAUGCAAACAGCACCAGAGGAGACCAGUAAAAGGUUGGGGUGGGCAGGACUUGCCAUAAUCCACGAAAGAGAAAGUAUUCUAUUCGAGGGCAUAUUUACCAUCAUGGACACACAGUACGCAGUCGAGCUUAAGGCCCUCAAUGACGGGUCUACCGGAAUGAUAGCUUCCAAAGUCGAAUCGGAAUUCCCACUUGGCAACAGAUCGGUAUUUCCUUCAUAUUGCGCAACUGCAUCGGAGAGUCUCUUGAAUAAACGACAGUUUUGGAAUACGUUGGGUGACAAUGACCUAGCAGCAAAUAUUGGCAAUACUGCUGGCUGCCCAGGAACGAGACAAAUUGCGCAAAUUGGCAUUAUGGCCGAUUGCACCUAUACUGCGAGCUUCAGCUCCUCCGAGGCCGCCCAUCAAUACAUCUUAAACAUGGUUAACACUGCAUCUGUGGUAUUUGAGAACAGUUUCAAUAUCACUCUUGGCAUCAGAAAUUUGACUAUUAGUGAUGCCGAAUGCCCAAGUAGUUUUUCAGACAUGAAUGCGUGGAAUGCUCCAUGUUCCCAAGGGAACCUUAACACACGACUUCAAAAUUUCUCUCGAUGGAGAGAAAGAUUAACGAAUGAUAAAAAUGCAUACUGGACUUUAUUGACUGGAUGUUCGGUUUCUGCUGGGGAAAUUGGAGUGUCAUGGAUUGGAGCUCUCUGCAACUUGGGAUCUGGUUAUAGCAAUGGUGGUGCUAGUGCCAAUGUUGUAGCUCGAACCCAAACAGAGUGGCAAGUUUUUGCUCACGAGUCAGCUCAUAUGUUCGGAGCAGUCCACGACUGCACCGCUGAUACAUGUGAAACGCAGUCAUCACAGUGCUGUCCGCUCUCAGCAAACACCUGUGACGCUGGUGGGCAGUAUAUUAUGAAUCCUGUAUCUGGGUCCGCCAUGACACGCUUCUCGCCUUGUACAAUUGGAACUGUUUGCUCUCGACUAGGUUCUGGCCAAGUCGACGGGAGUUGCUUGGUGAACUCUCAGACUGGCUACAAUGGAGAGUGCGGGAACGGUAUCGUCGAAUCUGGAGAGGCUUGCGACUGUGGAAAUGGUGCUUGUGAUGAGCGAGAGGCUCAGUGCUGCGAUUCGGCAACGUGCCAGUGGAGGGGAGGAGAUGAUUGUGAUCAGUCAGAUACUGGAGAUACCGAGAACCAUGAGACGGGAAAUGAUCAAGGGAGUGAUUCCCCAUACUGGGUGCAAACAUAUCUCCCACUAAUCAUUGGGCUUUCUGCGGGAGUUGGAGGCGGUUUUCUACUACUCUUGGUUGGAUUC
Penicillium macrosclerotiorum is the source of this 1536-nucleotide messenger RNA. RefSeq lists its product as uncharacterized. The record is from RefSeq and is a predicted model, not a curated record. Gene Ontology annotation, molecular function: metalloendopeptidase activity. NCBI's taxonomy places the organism in Eukaryota, Fungi, Ascomycota, Eurotiomycetes, Eurotiales, Aspergillaceae. The annotation marks the transcript as partial. The transcript is spliced from 2 exons. Gene Ontology annotation, biological process: proteolysis.